Messenger RNA from Elephantulus edwardii (Cape elephant shrew), 360 nucleotides. RefSeq names its product 40S ribosomal protein S20-like. Gene Ontology annotation, biological process: translation. The coding region runs from base 1 to 360 and encodes 119 amino acids. The transcript has a single exon. Gene Ontology annotation, molecular function: structural constituent of ribosome; RNA binding. Gene Ontology annotation, cellular component: ribosome; cytosolic small ribosomal subunit. NCBI's taxonomy places the organism in Eukaryota, Metazoa, Chordata, Mammalia, Macroscelidea, Macroscelididae. The record is from RefSeq and is a predicted model, not a curated record.
AUGGCUUUUAAGGACACCGGAAAGACGCCUGUGGAACCGGAGGUGGCCAUUCACCGAAUUAGGAUUACCCUAACCAGCCGCAACGUAAAAUCCCUGGAGAAGGUGUGUGCCGACUUGAUCAGAGGCGCAAAGGAGAAGAACCUGAAGGUGAAGGGACCGGUCAGGAUGCCUACCAAGACUCUGAGAAUCACUUCAAGGAAGACUCCUUGUGGGGAAGGUUCCAAGACCUGGGAUCGUUUCCAGAUGAGGAUCCACAAGCAACUCAUUGACUUACACAGUCCUUCUGAGAUUGUCAAGCAGAUCACUUCCAUCAGCAUUGAGCCUGGAGUAAAGGUUGAAGUCACCAUUGCUGAUGCCUAA